CUCGCUGUGUCCCUGGCGUCCUCAGUCCUGCCCCCGAAGUGGAGAUGCGCGAGAGGCAGGCGAGGGCGCGCAGCUCUUGAGACGCCGCGCCAGCCGGCACCAUGCGCCUACGGCCGCUGCCCCUAGUCGUGGUCCCCGGCUUGCUGCAGCUGUUAUUCUGUGACAGUAAAAAAGUGGUGCAUGCCACAGAGGGGCUGGAUUGGGAAGACAAAGAUGCCCCGGGGACAUUGGUCGCAAACGUGGUGCACUCAAGGGUCAUCAAUCCCCUGCGCCUGUUUGUUAAACAGUCCCCAGUCCCAAAGCCCGGACACUUGGCGUAUGCGGAUAGCAUGGAAAACUUCUGGGAUUGGCUGGCCAACAUCACCGAGGUUCAGGAGCCACUGACAAGAACUAAACGGAGGCCAAUAGUAAAAACGGGAAAAUUUAAGAAAAUGUUUGGAUGGGGUGACUUCCAUUCCAACAUUAAAACUGUUAAACUCAACCUCGUGAUCACGGGGAAAAUUGUUGACCAUGGAAAUGGAACCUUCAGUGUUUAUUUCCGACAUAAUUCCACAGGCCUGGGAAAUGUUUCUGUGAGUUUGGUACCCCCCUCCAAAGUCGUGGAAUUUGAAGUCUCCCCACAGUCUACCUUGGAGACGAAGGAAUCCAAAUCUUUCAAUUGUCGCAUUGAGUAUGAAAAAACAGAUCGGGCGAAGAAGACCGCCCUGUGCAACUUUGACCCGUCCAAGAUCUGCUACCAGGAGCAGACUCAGAGCCACGUGUCUUGGCUGUGCUCCAAGCCCUUCAAGGUCAUUUGCAUUUACAUUGCCUUUUACAGUGUUGAUUAUAAACUCGUGCAAAAGGUCUGUCCUGACUACAAUUACCAUAGUGAGACUCCAUACUUAUCUUCUGGCUGAAUCUUUCCACGGUGAUAAAAUGAAGGACGAAGAAACUUUUAAUUAGAAUGACCAAGAACCAAGCCCAGCUCUUCAUUGUAAAGGAUCCCUUUUGUUUCUGGCAAUGAACCUUAGUUCCAUGUUAGGUUUUCAAAUUUUUUUUGUGUGUGUUUUUUUUUAAAGAGAAGAAAAAGAAACAUCUUUAAAUGUGAUGUGUUUGUUUUGAUUAUAAGUACCUUAAUCUGAAGAAUCAAACUGUUUAUGAAGCCGUCACUUCCAUGUAGGAUGACUAAGUCCUCGAAAUAUUGUUUCUCUAAAAGAAGAAUCAAUGGGAGCAACAUGUAACAAGAAAGAAUCGAAUUAUGCAUGUGAUAAACAUUGCUCUUGAAAUGAGCCUGCCUUGAAAUAUGUUUUGGAAGGUUACCUUAAAAAUAGAAGAUUCAGUAAAGUAACAGAAAAGAUUGUAUUUGAUAGAUGAACCACAUUUCUGACAUAGAAUUCUUUUUUUAUUGCUAUUUUUUCCCCACAUCUGUGCUGUUACUGAUAUGAGAUAUUAAGGGGUAAAAUUUGUUUCAAAGCUCGUGUGUGAAGUUACAGUGCCACAGUAGAAUUAAAUACAUUAUUAUCUGAGCUAGAGUUGAGCAAAUGUGUUUAAAACACUUAACCCUGUGUUGGUCACCUCCCUCAUGAGUCUCAUCUGAAUGGUAAUAUUGGUGUAUUGGGGAAGCAAAUCUGGAUAUAAGUCAGAUCAUAAUGUUUUUAGAUUCAUUUGCCAAAUUCAGUGCUGUGAGAUUGUCAAAAAUGUCAUAAAUCUGUAUUUACCCUAUGACGUGUAACCUCAUUCUGUUCAUUCGGUAGUAUGAUUUUCACAAACAUGUGUAGAACAACUCUGAAAUUGAGAAAACGUGAUUGUUUUCACGGCUAGAAUAGGAAAAAAAAAA
Messenger RNA from Rhinolophus ferrumequinum (greater horseshoe bat), 1816 nucleotides. RefSeq names its product neurexophilin 2 (gene NXPH2). NCBI's taxonomy places the organism in Eukaryota, Metazoa, Chordata, Mammalia, Chiroptera, Rhinolophidae. The record is from RefSeq and is a predicted model, not a curated record. The transcript has 2 exons. The coding region runs from base 102 to 896 and encodes 264 amino acids. Gene Ontology annotation, molecular function: signaling receptor binding.